AGAACCAUAUGAACCCUAAUUGGAGAUUUGGAGCGGGUUGGGUCAAAACCCUUCUUUCUUGUUCUUCCAGCUCUGUUUAUCUCCAUCUUCUUCAUCCAAAAACAAGCCCAACCUUGGAACCACGUGAACCCUAAUUGGAGAUUUGGGGCGGGUUUUUGACCCAAUUACAAACUGUGGAAAUUGCAUAGAUGAGAAGAGCAGGGGUUGGGGAGGAGGAGGAGGAGGUACCGGAGAUCAAGAACACGGCGCAGAUCAAAAAAGCAGUCCAAUCAAGACUGAUGGUUUCAGUUUCGAUCCCCAACAGAGCUAUAGUGGGCUUCGUUCGACGUCAUAAAGCAGCAAGCAACCCGUGGCGGAUCCUAGACCCGCCGAGGUCCAGUGGAAGAAGGAGCUCUACGCAACUCAUCGGCGUCGUCGGUCUUCCCGUCGAAAUUAAGCACCUUCCCGUCGUCGAAAUUAGGAAGAAUAUGGUUACUGUUCAUGGGUGGAAGGUUCUAUCUAGGCUCUCUAGUUGAAAGUAUAUGAUAAUAUAACAGAAUUUGUAUAAUGUCAAAUCUCUUUUUUUAUUUUUUGAAAGGGGGUCAAAUCUCUUUUAUGAUCACUGAAAAGUAUAAGAUGGAGGCUAAAUCCAAUUCUUCGUUGACCCAGUUUUGUUGAAUAAACGUGAUUUUGAUUAUUAAGUAACCCCUCAAGGACCAAGACUCGAAAGUGAUCUGUUGUGAAUUUGCUACAUAAUGAAUGGUACAAAAGCCCAUCACAACAUAUUCAAAUUCAAAUUUGCAAUAGACUCUCGCCUCCUCCACACAACGCCCGCUCUCUCUAGGAAACGUGUCUUUGAGCAUUUCAGCAGCCAAGAGCUCAAGGCGGAGACCCUCGCAGCCUUCAAUCGCCCUUCAUUUUCUUCCAAGGAGACGCAAUGGUUGAUCAGGUUCAACACCCUACUGUCAUGCAAAAGGUAGCUGGCCAGCUCCUUCAGCAAUCCAUUCAGGGAUAUGAUACUGGCUUCCAAAGACAGGGGAUGUACCAGAGACGUCCUGCAUAUGGAAAUUAUUCCAAUGCUGCAUUGCAAUACCCCAUGAUGCCAGCUUGCAGAGCUACCACUGAUCUGUCCAUGAUUCCAUCAACUGCAUCCCCAGUGUUUGUGCAAGCCCCCGCAGAGAAAAGCCACUUUGUCAUUGAUUUCCUUAUGGGUGGUGUUUCUGGUGCUGUAUCUAAGACCGCUGCUGCUCCCAUUGAGCGUGUCAAGCUUUUGGUUCAGAACCAGGAUGAAAUGAUCAAGUCUGGUCGGUUGUCUCAACCCUACAAGGGCAUUGGUGAGUGCUUCUCCAGAACAAUCAAGGAAGAAGGAUUUGGUUCAUUGUGGAGAGGAAACGCUACCAACGUCAUCCGUUACUUCCCCACUCAGGCGUUCAACUUUGCAUUCAAGGAUUACUUCAAGAGGCUAUUCAAUUUCAAGAAAGACAGGGAUGGUUAUUGGAAGUGGUUUGCUGGUAACUUGGCCUCAGGAGCUGCAGCUGGUGCUUCUUCUUCUUUGUUUGUCUACUCUUUGGACUAUGCUCGUACCCGUUUGACUAAUGAUUCUAAGGCUGUAAAGAUGGGAGGAGAGAGACAAUUCAAUGGUCUGAUUGAUGUGUACAAGAAGACAUUGAAAUCUGAUGGUAUUGCUGGUCUAUACCGUGGAUUCAGUGUAUCAAUUGUUGGUAUCAUUGUUUACCGUGGUUUGUACUUUGGACUGUAUGAUUCACUCAAGCCUGUGGUCCUAACGGGAGGUUUGCAGGAUAGUUUCUUUGCUAGCUUUGCUCUUGGAUGGGUCAUCACUAAUGGUGCUGGUCUUGCUGCCUACCCAAUGGACACUGUUCGUAGAAGAAUGAUGAUGACCUCCGGUGAAGCCGUCAAGUACAAGAGUUCUUUUGAUGCCUUUGCGCAGAUCUUGAAGAAUGAGGGUGCCAAGUCCCUGUUCAAGGGUGCUGGUGCAAACAUCCUCCGUGGCAUUGCUGGUGCUGGUGUCCUUUCUGGUUAUGACAAGUUGCAGCUGAUUGUGUUCGGGAAGAGUUACGGUUCUGGAUCUGGUUAAGAAUGUCUCCUCUCCCAAGCCAGAUAGCUUUUAGAUGAUGAUGAUGAAAAUCUCUUCCUUUUUUUUUUUUUUUUUUUUUAGUCUGAAGUACUUAUUUCGGCAAAAUUUUCCUUGAAUAAUUCAGUUAUAGGGGAGUUGUUCCCAAACAGAUUUUUACAAUGUGGUGUAAAUUUCACACAUAUUUGGAAUUUUAGUCAGAUGAUAUGCAGGUUAUUUUGUGUGUUUCAA
Messenger RNA from Rosa chinensis, 2302 nucleotides. RefSeq names its product ADP,ATP carrier protein 1, mitochondrial. The coding region runs from base 917 to 2074 and encodes 385 amino acids. The transcript has 4 exons. NCBI's taxonomy places the organism in Eukaryota, Viridiplantae, Streptophyta, Magnoliopsida, Rosales, Rosaceae. The record is from RefSeq and is a predicted model, not a curated record. Gene Ontology annotation, cellular component: mitochondrial inner membrane. Gene Ontology annotation, biological process: mitochondrial ADP transmembrane transport; mitochondrial ATP transmembrane transport. Gene Ontology annotation, molecular function: ATP:ADP antiporter activity.